Ixodes scapularis (black-legged tick) is the source of this 1593-nucleotide messenger RNA. RefSeq lists its product as uncharacterized. The transcript has 2 exons. The coding region runs from base 277 to 1593 and encodes 438 amino acids. The record is from RefSeq and is a predicted model, not a curated record. NCBI's taxonomy places the organism in Eukaryota, Metazoa, Arthropoda, Arachnida, Ixodida, Ixodidae.
GAAGUUUGAAGCCAUGUUGCCCAAUCCCCACCUGCCUCUGCUACAAGCCAAGGUGAGAAGUUCUGCCUUGUUCAGAUCGACGUUUUGAGCAACCUGCUUUGCUGCACAGUGUGCAAGCAUUGCUCGGGGACUGGAUUGACAGACCAAGAAGGCACCAAACUCGGACUGGCAGCAAAACUUGAGGUCGCAUGCCCCUAUUGCGGCAUUCUUGCAGGUUCCUGGACUUAGCCACGCUAACAAGGCUCGAGGGCCUUCGAAGCCAACAUCCGUUCCAUCAUGGCGAUCAAGCAGAUAGGAAAGGGGCAGACAGCUCUCAAUGACUUUUGGGCAGCUAUGAACGUCUCCCAGAGAGGUCUCCACCACAAAACGUUCCAGGAGCACCUGAAGAAGACUUUCAAAGAGCCAGAGGCCCUAUGCAUGAAAAAGUUUUAUGCCGAGUCAGCUGUCGCGGUGAAGACAGCCUGUCAGAAGAUGGACCCGGGGUUUUGCAAGGAUAUCACCGUGGUGUACGACGGCACAUGGCACACGAGAGGGCACACAUCUCACAUCGAAGUCGGGUCAGUCAUAGAAUACCACACAGGCCUCAUCUUGGACGCCGUGGUUUUAUCCAACCUGUGCCUUGGGUGCCAAACAGGACCCAAGCCUGGAGAUCAAGGGUAUGACAGCUGGCACAUGCAUCAUGUCUGCCAGAAAAACACGGACGCCAAAUCUGGGAGGAUGGAGGUCGAGGCGGCCCUGACCCUCUUCAAGCGCUCUCUCUCCAAGCACGACCUGCGGUAUACACCACUCGCCUCCGACGAGGACAGCAGGACCUUCUCCGCCCUUACAGAAGAGAAUGUCUACGGGCUAGUCCCCAUCGUGAAGGAAGAGUGUUUGAACCAUGUUCAGAAGAGAAUGGGAACGGCACUGCGCAACCCUGUCCAGAACAGCGACAAGCAGUUGAGCGGUAAGGACAGGUUGACGAAGGCCCUCAUCGACAAGCUUACCGACUACUAUGGCUGGGCCCUCCGAAACAACUCCAAGGACGUGGCAGCGAUGCAGCGUAAAUGCAAGAAAGGUGAUUUCCACCUAGAAGACGCUGAUGGGAAAAGUGGAUUGGCAUCUACCAUAAAUGUCUCUUGCACUGAAUGUGGUGAGUCGAACAUGUUCAAGACGUCCAAGAGAUCUCAAAGAGGCAUGUUUGAGAUCAAUGAAAGGUUUGUUUAUGCCCUGCAAACAUGUGGCAAAGGACUGCAGGCUGGCCGCGUGAUGUGCACAGUUUUGAACAUGCCACCACCUCCAACAAAAUUUGCGUCCUACACUACACGGCUACUUGAUGCAGCAGCAACUGUUGUCUCUGAAAGCAUGGCUCGGGCUUGUGAAGAGAUUAAGGAUGAAAAGCAUAGAAGUGAUGAACACCAAGAAAUAGCCGUCACUGUGGAUGGAACAUGGGUGAAGAGAGGACAUUCAUCUCUGCAUGGUGUUGUCAUACUCCUAUCAGCAGACACGGGCAAAGUGCUCGACUGUGAAGUGGAGACUAAGUUCUGCCAUGUCUGUGCCCGGAAACAGCACACAGAUAACAACCAACAAGAGUGCAAGGUUACACAUAGUUGA